UACCCAAAGUGCAGAAACAGAGUGGGAACAAGUCCAUCAGGAAAUGUUCUUGGAAAGAAUGCGGUAGCUUUGAUCCUCCCGACCACGGGAAUCAGCACUAGCAGAAGCAAAAGCGAGAGACUAUCCGUGGCCUGCAAGAACACAGAGUCUUUCAUCUUUUGCUCUAUCGUGUAUCCCAAGGCAGAGCUGUCCUCUUCUUCUGAUGAAAAUGCAAAAUUCCACGGAAAAUUGAGGCGUCUUUUUAUUGGGAAAGCAAACUUUCGAGAAGCAUGCUCGGCAUUUUCCCAACUACCCUCAUUUACCCCCACUAAAAUUGGAUGUGACCCGGGAAAACUUGUUGCUGGCAAAUCGAAAAUGUCAGACAGUGGACGGGCGAGCAGGCAGACAGAAGCUGUGCCAGCUGUAAUCCCCAGUGCUACGGCGUCUGCUAACUUCAGUGUCAUGAAAAAUUUCUUAGUU
Molecule: messenger RNA, 459 nt
Organism: Cotesia congregata
Lineage: Eukaryota; Metazoa; Arthropoda; Insecta; Hymenoptera; Braconidae
Source: the annotation of a GenBank genome assembly